This is a messenger RNA of Symbiodinium sp. CCMP2592, 7503 nucleotides long. Lineage: Eukaryota; Dinophyceae; Suessiales; Symbiodiniaceae. The record is from the annotation of a GenBank genome assembly.
AUGGUCGCCUUUGCCGCCGAGGCACGACACAAUCAGAUUAUCGGCGAAUUGGGAGCAGAACAUCAGGAGCAGCUCCGUGCAAUGUACAAUAGUGGGCUUGCAGAGGUGAACAAGUUGAGGAACGAAUUAGGCAAUGCUAACAUUGCGUUGUCGAUUCAGAGGUCUGAAAUGGGUCAAGGUGAAGUUCGUUUCCAGCAAACCGAAAGCGCGAGGGAACUCGCUGUCAUUGAAGCCAACCGGCAAGCGGAAGCUGCCCGUAGAGCUUUAGAGGAAGCCAACAGCAAUGCCAGGCGCCUUCGCGAAGUGGAAACUUCUGCCCGUCAGAAUGAUGCAAUGCGAUCCCAUGAGGUCGCUGACAUGUCAUCUCGGAUGGAUGAACUGAUGAGGCAGCUUCACGCCCAGCGUCAGCAGACUGAGGUAUUGAUUCAGCAGAAUAGCGCAUUAAGCUCCAGGGUUCGAGAUUUCGAAGCUAGAGAUGCUGCUUUGAGGAUUCAAGAGGGAAUUCCACAAGGGCCUCCACCCGGCAUUCCCGUACAUCCCAUUUCCACCCCGAAGCACGGAGGUGACACUCCUACGGAACAGGCGACGGACGCCGGGAGGCGAACCCCUCCAGAUGGCUCCAGCCCAGGUGGCGGUGGUGGUGGCGGUGGGCCUGAUGGCAACGGCCCCAGUGGAGGCGAUGAUGAUCAUGAUCGUCGCAGUCGGAAGUCCAAGAAGGAUAAGAAGCAUAAGAAGAAGAAGUCGCGCAGGUACUUGAAGUCCUUCGGUGGGGAACCUCCUAGACCCAGUCAACAGGAUGUCAAAGAUGCACUGACGACUGCCAGGAUGCUUAAAGCAACUCUGGAUGCAUAUGGUUCCGGGAUAAGGGCUAAGUGCGGUUAUGAAUGUGACACGGAAUUCGGUUGCGACAAGUGCAUUCCGAAACACAUUGAAGCUACCUGUGUUGCAGCUACCAAAGCGGAAGCCCAGCAGCUCGACAUCGAGUGGAUCGCGGAUACCGGCAGCGCCCAGGACCUGGUUUCACAGGGGGAUCUCGGAUCUUUGAGAAGCCAUCGUUCCCAAAACCCUAUCGGUAUUGUGACGGCUAACGGGCCUAGCACUGCUGAGAUUCAGUCCAACAUCGCAGAUUACGUCCCCUACCUCAAAUCGUGGAAGGAAGGUGUGGCGGUAACUGCGAGGCGGAAGCCCCAGCCCAAUGAGGACCAUAAGAAUGAUCUGGUUCUUUCGCUUGAAGAGGCUGAGGGAUAUGCAAGGGAAAUUCGGAUCAACGGCGACUUUCGUCUGGGAUCAUGUUACAAACUUUUGAAAUUGACACCAUUCAAGUCUACAGGGAAUUCGAGGAGAAUGAAAGCUACUGAGAACGACGACUCGGUUGAAGACGAAGUUGGCAGGGACUACAUAAUCAUCGGCGCUUGGAUUUUCAGCGGGAUGACCGGGAUCACAAAUUCUGUAGAUCGUCAUGCUCAGCUGACCAAGUACCUGAUCGCCUUCAUGAAGUCAAGAGGGUUGAAAGAUACCUUUACGUCCAUCUGCAUCAACCAUGGUGGCAAUCGCCGGGCACAGCCUUGGACAGGUGAUCGAUGGACCAUCACUGCAUACACGAUUCGGGAUGUAGACGGUUUGAGCUGGGAACAGUCAAGGUCGCUAAUGUCGCUUGGGUUUCAGUUGAAUUCAUCAAGACGAUUACCUUUUGUUCCAUCAUUGAUUACCGGCGACAGCGAUGAAGAGCUCACACUUUACGACUUCGUGAAGAAGAAGAAGGCCGAAGCCGAGAAAGAUAAGGUUCCUGAACCAGCUCCUCCCUUGAUGAAGAGUAAGGCUAAGUCUAAGCCCAGCAAGCCUGAUGCCGGGCGGAAGCCUGAGCCCGAGCCUGAGAAGGGUGCAGACAUGUCUGAUCUUUUUGAUAUUGAGGAGCAUUUUGAUGAAGCCGGGGAGUUGAAAAGUGCCGAGGAUCAGCCACCUCCUCCUCCUGAUUAUACGGAGUACUUUCCUGAUGAAGGUGUUAUUGUUCGCCAUCAUAUGCAGCCUCGCAAAGCUAAGUAUGCUGUUAGCGCUGCGGAAGCAGACGUCUUGAACAUCGGCGAUCUGCGGUUGACCGAGCGUCAGCUUCUUGGAAGUACUUCUGCAGAAGAACAAUGGGAUGAUGGUUUCCGGGGUGGUAAGGCUUCGGGACUUUGGACGGGAACCACUUAUUUGUUUGAUCGUGGUAUUGACAAGCAUCAUGCCGUGGCUGCUGUUAAGCGCAUUCGUGACAAGAACACAGCUAAAAAGGAAGCUAGGAAACAGGCUUUCUAUGACAUCAGCCAGUUGUCUAGUGGUACCGGAUGCAUGAAACAACCCGUCAACAUCAUCGAGUAUGACAUGAAGUCUUUUCUUGAACAAGCUGUACAAAAGUACAAAGACCUUGCUGGCCCCAAGUACCACACCCUCAAAUCGGCCUCUACUCCAUUCGCCGACGAGAAGAUCGCGAGGCCCAUCGAUGAUGAGGCCGAGGCAAAGGGAUGGCUCGUUAUGAUCUUUUGCGGGCUGUUCAGGGAUUGGCUAGCAGAGUUACCAAGUGGUCUGCUGAAUGUGCCUGCUUCGCCAAUCGUCGUGCCGGACAACCUCGGGAAGAGGAUCGAGCCCGAGAACAACGGGGUUCUCAUUGAAUGGGGACAUGAUCCGUCGUUCUCUCUGCUCGGAAGGGCAGACGAUAGUGGUAGCGGUAGCCCAUCUGUCGUUCGGGUCACUCAUAGCAUGGACCUUAACAGUACUCAGACGAGUAGGGACUUGCUCAAGGUUGCCAAAGGCUAUGCCAAGUCGAAUGUUCCCGUUACCGUUUGGGUUGACCUGCGCUUUGCGGGGGGUCCUGAUGACCGCAAACACUUUGGCAAGCUAUGGUCUUCUUUCGUCAACUUAAGCACCGGAUUGGAUUUGAAUAACUGUCGUUACGUCGUGAUUGCUCCCUGGGAUCAUUUCUCAUGGAAGAUGGAUCGAGUUAUCAAGUGGUGUUCCAAUCAUGAGUGUACGAGUUUUGAACUUCUUGAUGGCGAAAGAUCAGGCAGUUUAGGUCAUUGGAGAUUGCAUACUUCCUACAAGAAUUUGCCAAUUGAUGUGAUGAACAAUUUUCAUGGCUGUAAGCUCAAGAACAUUUCAGAGCCACAAUUUCCUGUUCGACAAGCUGCUGUUGCGGUACAAGUUACUCUGAGCGAAGAUCCUAUAGGAAGCGCAGCAGUGAUGGCAUCCUCUUUGCCCACCGUUUCUCUGGAGGAGCGUCGCCGACGCAUCGAGGCUUUCCGCAGGGCUCUUAAGGACCCUGAUUGCCUCGCGGAAGCGAUGGCCUUUGAGGAACCGGCAUAUUUUAAGGAUGCCUAUGGCGUCGUGAAGGAGGCGUACCAGUACAUGCUGGUGGAGCCUGUGGAGUCUGAUCCGCCAGAGGCCAUUUUCCUCGGCCGUAUCCGAAACGGCGAGUGGAUUGGUCUGCGGAAGCAGUACCCCUACGCAGGCUUCCCCCUCCUGUACGAGAUGUGGCACCGCCAUUUCAACAGCCCGGCACAUCAGGGAAUGCCGAUUGAGGGCUUCGAGCUCCACGGCGAUUCCCUCCUGACGGAGUGGACAGAACUUGUCAAGGCUUAUCUCCGCGACCUGGCUUAUGUGGGGCAUGCCACAAACGCCGAACGGGCUCUCAAGGCCACUGAGCCGUUUGAUGUCUGUCACAGAGCGUAUGUGCUAUCCCAGGAAACCCUGGGCUACCACGAACUAAUGCCAGCUGCCACGGCGUUGCUAGACUCGGUGUAUACUCCAGCCCUUCGCAGAAUCGAACAUCAAGAGCAACCAAGCUCGUAUUUCAUUAUCGGAGGAGAUAGCUCUCUCGCCUUGGUGACCCGCGGCGACGGUGGACGCGUCCUGAUGAAAGGGACGAUGGAACCGUCACUCCGGGAGGAGAUGACCAAGGACCUCCGCAUGGAUGGAUGCUCGGUCGUCAUGCGCUGGGGAAAAGGACUUGGAGACAUCGUGUGGCACGUGGAACAAGAGCUCAACCGAGUCCAGAAGUGGAAGAACGGCCAGGAACCGCUCGCACCGGAAGGUGUCGACAUUAUCAUUCAAUGGGGUGGUAAUGACGUCUAUGGCGAGUACGGUUACAAAGGCUUUUCCUUCCACAUGCGCAAUGCGUGGGUUCGUGUUGAUGAUGCAUUGCAUGACACCCUUUCCAAUUGGGAGACCAAGGCACGCAAAGCCGUCGAGGACGCGAAAGAUGCCCUGGUUCGUCUCUCAUCUUGGAAGGGAGUAUCCUCUGUCACGCUGGUGGCUGGCCCCCACAACGGGGAAUUCUAUGGUCUCCCGGAGGUCUAUGACCUGGAGAUGGCACGCCAUUCCGACGAGGUGAAAGAGCGAGGGAUCCGCAUUGUCGAUCCCCAGGCCCACAUCCUUGCUACAGAGCGCUACGAUGGGUUUCACAUGGAGGCUACCCACGACAACGUGAAGGUUACCACCAGCUGGUUCUUUCACCUUUGCUCUGCAAUCAUGUUCGAGCGGUGGCUUGUGAAGCACGCAAUGGAACUUAAGGCCAAUUCGCGUGGCAUCCUCUUUCACAACCACUUUCACCUCGGACUCGGCUUGGAAGAGCUCGACAUCCCUCCUACCACGGACUUGCUCAUUCCGGCGGAAGCUGAGAUGGUGACUUUCCCACCUGAGGCACCGCCCGUGCAACGCUUCCCAGAGGAGGAGAUUGUCUUGAACCAGCCGAUCCUCAGCUUGGAAAAGCUUGACGAGCUUGAGGGUGUACCGCCCACUGACUAUGUCAAUGAAGUGACGAAAGAGUCAGAGGAGCUCACGGUCGAAGACAUGGUGUCUCGUAACCCGAAUCCGGAGGACGAGCACCUCACCGUGGAAGCGGUUGACCCCGGCUCGGAGAUGGAACAAAUCGUUCGGAAAAUGAUUGAGUCGGUGAACCUGGUGAUGACGGAUAAGGAGGCUGAAGAGGUCGCCCAGGAGACGAGUGUUGCUCCCUACGAGUAUGUUGAGCCGAAUGUCACAGCUACAUCUGUCGUGGAUGGUGAGGCAGUCUCUACGAUUGCUACUUCCGAUAUCCCGACGGAGGUCUGGGACUCUGGUCCGAUGGCUGUGGACUACGGCGCAGACGAUGAUGUGGAGCCUCCCCGCGGAAAUGGUGGACCCAUCUGGCUUACACCGGAUCAGCUGCCUGAUGUCAAGGGUCGCAUGGGAUACUUCCGCCUCAAUGAGAUGGAGUGUGUUUCGUUGGGCAAGAAGCUGUCGUGGCACUUGCGUGGGCAUGCCAAGGACAAGGGAUUCCGCACUGUUGAGUUCGAUGAAGAGCAGUCUGCAGAGAUUGGUGAUGUCUUGAAGAUCAUUGGGAAGCAGUGGUCCCGCCUGACGGUGAUGACCAUCAUUGACCUGUUGACGUCAGAUCACUGUGACAAGGCACGGUUCGAACUCCAGGCGGAAGCCUUGGACGAGGAGACACGAUUGGGCCGGGGAACAAACUGGCACUUUACUCGUGUCCGAGCAUUCCACGGGCACAAUGCCUGCUUGCUCGUCCUCGACAGCGACCCGCUGAAGACCACUGUCAAGCAGUGGGCCCUCGAUGACAAAUGGAUCCCGUCCUAUGUUGAUCUACCGAUCACGGGUCCAUACCCUUUUAGGGCAACGGCCUUCGAUCUGAUGCCAAAGCUGGCGUAUCACGCCACAUACUGGCGAAAUUUCAUGAAGAUCGUCAACACAGGCCUCAUCCCGGGAGGGAAAAUGACCUCGAAGGGCAACAGCGGGAGGCCCUUCAACAUGUUCGCGAUGGAGCCUCAGUGGGAACGCACCUCCAAUCAGGGCGUCCGCCCUGGCGCCCAGCUGGAAAUGAUCUGGGCGAACCGAGCAUACGAACCAGCGCGGAAGCGCUUGGCCCAGGCGUGCAAAGACAAGAGCCUCAACACGCCCAUUUAUGGCGUGCGGGGUCACCAGGAGCUGGUCGAUGCAAACGGCUAUUGCUACAACUACCUCGUGGCAGGCCUUGGGUAUCGCAACUUCGACACCUGGAAGGACGCCGCUAAGGCAUGCAAGGAUGUCUAUGACCUUGAUUUCUACCCAACAAGCAUGUGUGGUCUAGACAUUCGCAUCCCGGAAGGGCAUGCCUUGCAGGGCUCAGAGUCAUUGUACAAAAUGGUGGUUCACGUGGCUCCAAAGCAUCCUCAUCAAAAAUGCAACGAUGAGUCGGAUUGGCGUCGCCAGGAGAAUGUCAGCAUUCCUUCUUUCGCUUGCCCGAGCUGCGAUGUGAGCAUGGCCUUGGAGAACACCCGUGCCAAGCAAGUUGCCGCCCGGAAGGGUGAGCCCCUGGAUUACAGGGCAUUGCAACCGAGCGGGGAGGUCAACUCCAAUCGUGCCACGGGCAACAAGAGGGAUCGGAGUGCUGGCUCUGGCCCAGCAGCUGUUCGUCAGCAGGCCGCUAAGUACCUCGGAAAGGCCUUGAAGGCGGGUUCUCGCACUGUUGUUGAGCGUCAGUCUCGUGAUCCGUUCACGGCCUACAACAAUGCAAGAUUUGGCAUAUCCAUUACGGGGCUGGAGCAACUCAUGAUUUUCGCCCGAAUGAGGAUCGCCAGCCCGCCGAGGUCCCGCCAGAUGAUCCAUGACCGCACUGGCUUUGACGGAGCAGCCAAGGUGAGCUUCUCAUUCCCACCGGAAGGUGAGGACCUGACACUUACGGACCACUGCUUUGUGGCGUUCGUGGACAGGUUCUACAAGCUUGACGAAGCCGCCUUGUUAGCGUUUGCCGUCCAUCGCAACGGCUACGUCAUGGACAUUCUGGGCUUUAGUGGUCGCACAUUGAAGCCGACCGGCCCAGUGGUGCAGAUCUUGGCUAGGAUUGUGGGAUUCUUCCAAGAUGAGGUACGGUAUGCAGUGGAGCGCGGCGAACAAGUGCCUGAGUUGGUUUUGCCUGCCAAUCAGGAACUCCGCGUCCCGGAAGGGCUCGCCUCUCUUGGGGAUAGACAGCUGAACGAGCUUCUCAUCAACACGAAGUUCGCGAGACAGCUUCCCGGCGCCAAGGGCGUCAAUGAGAGGAUCGGGUAUGCCUUCAGAGAAGGGAGGACGGAGAUCAGAGGCAGAUCAGCUCAGCCGGAUUCCAAAGGCGAGGCCAACAACCAGAGCUACCGGCAGUGCACAGCGAGCUGGCUCAGUUCCUCCAAAGCCAAGAGCACGCCCUCGCGACCCUUCCCCGGGAGUGGCAGCUACCCGCCUGCGGCCAACAGAGCCCAGCUAUCCGCCACCCGGAAGGGAUGUGCCAGGAUCGUCAACGGAUGCGCCGAUGCGUCCGCCCGAGCCAAAGGGGCCUCCACCAACGACCUUGGUUGUCGAUUCAAGGGGGCAUCUCGGGACAAGAACGUUCCCAGAGGCAUGGAAGAUCGUGCAGUACUAGCAUUUCAUGAUUUGAAUGACUUCCACCUCCUGGCACCGGAGCACGUGGGCUACUUUCUCUCUGGCUGGAAAGAGACCCAAAACGGGAUCCGCCUGUACUGA